Molecule: messenger RNA, 3765 nt
Organism: Linepithema humile (Argentine ant)
Lineage: Eukaryota; Metazoa; Arthropoda; Insecta; Hymenoptera; Formicidae
Gene: Nab2
Product: Nuclear polyadenosine RNA-binding 2
Biological process (GO): regulation of mRNA stability
Cellular component (GO): cytoplasm; nucleus
Molecular function (GO): metal ion binding; poly(A) binding
Source: RefSeq, a predicted model, not a curated record
GCGUUAACGUGCAGCAAAUACUUCGAGUAAUAUGAAUUCCUGCGAGGCCGACUGUCUUUGAUAGUAUCUCAUCAAUGACACUGUGAAGGCGAAGACUAGCGAAGACGUUCCAUCUAUCAUGGCGGGGAAUGUUUUUGUUCCAUAAUAGACUGAUUCGUAAUUGCAGUCGGCUUAUCCAGUCGACCGGUUUCUAGCUCUGCGAGGCCUGUUCGACCUGUUUGAAGUUUAGCAAUCAUUCCGUGAUCAUGGAUACGCGUGGCAUCGAAGUCACGAAUCAACUCCGAAGCGCCAUUCGGGCAAAGCUUAUGGAGUUAGGAGUUCGCUAUGAUGAGGAAUUACCAGAUUAUAUAUUGGUAAUGGUAGUCAAUAAGAAAUCUCGUCAACAGAUGCAUGAUGAUCUAAAUUUAUUUCUGGAAGAUUGCACAACUAUAUUUGUGGAUUGGUUGCACGAUCAAGUGCUAAAAAAAUUACAGAAAGUCACAGUAGCGAAGAAGAAAUCAUCACGCGAUUUUGUACCUACAGUAGUUGUGAAGCAGGAAGAAGAGAGGAAGAAGAGAAAAAUAUCCGCGACCUCGUUUCUGGAGGAUCAAACAAUGGAGCUUUCUACCACUGAGAAAUCUUUGGAUAAAAAUGCAAAGAACGAUAAGCAACCAUCGGUACAAAAACCACAAACAUCUUCCAUACUGAAUCAAAAUUUAGAGCAGAAUCACAAUAAGAGUACAGAGAAAAUUGUCAAGAGUGUACAUAGCAGAAACAAAACAGAUGAGGCGCAUAGUGAAUCUCAUCAAGAAUCGGCCUCUUCGAAAAGGCCACAGAAGAGUUCUGCGCGCGACGAUAAUACGACGAAAGAAACUGCUAGUUCGGAAAAUUUCGUUGUAAAAAUCCCGGAUUUGCAUCGUGACCAAAGACUGAGUGAGGCGUCGGAUAAAAGUUUGAAGAGAACACUAGAGGCGUCGAGUAGUUGUCAGGACGGUACAGAGAAAAAGAACAAUGAAGCAAAACGGUCAAAACCGUCUGAAGAGGAAAAGGAAGAUGUAAUCGCGUCAUCUUCAGACACAGCUUCCAGGAAACUUAAAUCCUGCGUAAAUAAGCCAAAGAUCACUUCGGUCGUGUCAGUGAAGACUCGGCUCGGCCUGUCAUCACCGAGAAAAAAGUUUGAAAUUUACAGAGAGAAAGAAGAUAACAGUCGCCACCGUCUAUCGGAAAAGCGGUUUGAGAAACCGCAUCGUUACGAAGACAGCCGCAACAGAAAUAGGAAUUUCGAGAUGGACGAUCGAAACUCCAGACGGAACCGCGACGGCGACUCCUUGCGUCAUCACGAGACGAACAAAGUCAACGAUGUGAGAAGUCGAAUAGAGAGCAGCAAAAACGAAAGACUCGGCAAAACUAUAGAAUCUAGAGAGAGGAUCCAAAACUCCAGCUCGAAAACGGAUACUGCAAAGAAAUCCAUGUGCACUGUUAAGGAUCGUCUAGGUAUUACGGGUAUCAAUAACAAAGUGCAGAAGCAAUCUGUUAAAUUGCAGGAGACAGCAGAUUACAGACACAACCCAAAGAGUUCAGAACAAAUUGGCAACAAUAGUAAGAACAUCAAGGACAGAUUGGGCCCGUUGAGGAACAAUUUUAGGCCGGUGCAUAAGAGACAGCCUCGCAGUGGCGAAGAUAAUGAAUCUCUGAAUUUCGAGAAAGAGGAGAAAGAAGAAGAGGAGGAGGAGACUGAAUUGGACAACGACGAUCAAACGCUGGCGGGUCCUGUGAAAUCGCAUAUCGUCGCUGUCAACAGAUCUACAUUCUCGGUCGCCGGAAAGACCGACAAGAAACGUAUAAAAGCGUCGAGUGAGGUCCUCUUUAAUGCGACUCAACAUUCUGGCUACCCGGGAUAUGGAAGCGCUAAAUUGCAGUUGGAUAAGGACAGAAAUGAAUCUAGCGAUGUGGACGAGGACGUCGAAGACACGAGAUUGUCGAGCAAAGUGAUUGUCACGCCAAGACCUCUGAAACCGCUGCAACCAACGCAAAAACGCGCCACGCAGUCGCUUUUAUUGAGAGCGGUUGCGGAAGCGAAUCAAUCAGUCGUCACGCAAAAGAAUCCGGAGCCGUCUCUGGACAAGAAGCCGGUCUUAAAACGUCUUAAACCUGCUCCGGCUCGUGAUGUAAGUCAAAACUUGUCGGUACAUUUUAAUUCUAGUAAGAGACUGGUCAUGGAAAAGAUCCAAGUCGAAUUAAACACGGUAGAUAAUCUGGAUGCGGAAGAUAUCGAGCCCGAGUCUUAUGUACCACAAGCGGUAACAGACGAGCAUAUAGGAGUCGUAAUGUCGUUAUUCCAAAGGAGCGACGACAAUCAGAAAUUCUUAGUCACUCUGAAUGGAUACAACAAUAAUCUCACGAAGGAGAAGAUCGGCUCCGAGGACGACGAAGAGCAACUGGAAAUGGAGGUGAACGAGGACGACGAGCUUGCGCUAUUGACGACGCAUAACGAAACGUACGCGGCGCAGAACGAGCUGGAGACAGACGCGUUCAGAAUGAAGGCGGAUAGAAUGGAGGACGAUGUCGAGGCCAGUCCGAAGGAGACGAGCGGAGAGGAGAACAAUGAAAAUUGCAAUACGGAGAACGUGGAUAAGACUGAUGAAGUGCCGCGGAAGCGGAGAAAAUUGAGCCCCAUAGUAUACAACAGAUCUCAUUCCCCGAGUCCUGUGCGAUUGAAAUCCAGCGCGGUAUUGCCGACACUAACGAUCAAAUUUGCAGAUAAAAAACCGGUGGAAAGUACAGCCCCGGCCGUUGUAGACAAAUCCCGGGAGAAUUGUAGGUACUGGCCGAAUUGUACGCUGGGCAACAAAUGCGCGUACCUUCAUCCCCCUGUCAUGUGCAGUGCCUUUCCGGCAUGCAAGUACGGAGACAAGUGCGCCUACAAACAUCCCAAGUGCAAAUUCGGUUUGUCUUGCACAAAGUUAGGCUGCGUGUUCUCUCACCCCGCUCAGCAAUGUAAGUAUCAUCCCUUCUGCACCAAACCAGCGUGUCCGUACUCCCAUCCGGUCACUUCCAUUCCGACAACGGAGACGACGAGUCAGCGAACAAAGUUCACUUGGCGGCGGCGAGAUUGAGUAAACCGCCACGGAUAUAUAAACUUGAAUACAUCGUUUUAACUGAAUUGAAGUUCUGGUCUGCGAGAUGUUCCUUUGUAGACCGGCGACGUAUCUUUCGUGCGAAUGUUUAAAUAGCAUAAGUUGAAAUGAGAUCACCAUAGCGAAGUUGACUUCGCGAUUGAAAAAUGUGUUCAAGAAAAUAUAGAAAUAUUUGUUGCGAUUUAUUAUAUCGGCUUUCCUUUCUCAAUCAUUGUGUGCAACAUGAUGGAGAGGCUUUAAUUCCAAUAAUUUUAAACAAUUAAAGUUAAUCUAUCAAUUUCAGUUAAAUCAUUAAAAUUAAUUGUUGAAGCUCUUUAAUUUUUUAAUGUAGAAUGUUAUAAGUAAAGUCUCACUGAGGCAAUCUCAUUUCGAUUUAUGUGCAUCAUACAAUGAGCUGCGCAUUGUCAGAUGAAUAUGCUCAAGAAUGCAUCGUCAGUGCGCUUCUAGUAUUGUCCUAUAGUAUAUAAAUAUUAUCUACGUAAGAAACGGCCAGAAAAACGACAAUUAGAUCUGCUCCUUUCAAUCAUUCUUUCUGUGCUUUCACUUUCGCUGAAUCUUCCUUUCUCUUUCUUCCCUAAAGUUAACCAAAGCAUGUUGUUACUUUAGAUUAAACGAAAAAAAAAAAAAAAUAAUAUAUAUAUAUACAUAU